ACUCCGAGAUUUCACAAUGGCUAUCUCAAACCGUUUACAACGAAGAUUUAAUGGCUAUCUUCUACCGUUCCCCAAAGGAGUUCAAAGGCUAUCCGUGAACCUUUACCCAAGGAUUUAUACGGCUAUCCUUGACCGGUACAAUGUGAGAAUUUAACGGUUAUUCUCGACCGUAAGAAUGUGUGUUUGAUGAACACAAUCAAGGAUUCUGCACAACGGCUAGAAUGUUAAAAUGAAGAACAAAACUUUGAUGGUGUAGAAGGAAAGUAUACUCUCUCAAAAAUACAAUUCAAACUUAUGAAUAUGAGAGUAUAUAACUAGAAACACAAGCUCAAAGUGUGUGUAUAAAAAUCAGGAAUUUAAGGCUCUUGAAAUAGCCAAAAUAUUGAAAAUAAUUAAUAAAAGGAUGAACACACUUAGAAUAAAAAGAGAGGAUGUUUAGAGCUUUGUUUCUUGAAGAAAUAUGAAGGAUUAGGCUUGUAUUAGCUGUUGGGAGGUGAUUAGGGUUGAUUUAAUUCAAAAUCACAAAUCAGGAACAGUAACCCAACGGUCACGGUAGGCCGGUACCGUCCACACGGUAGCAUGGUACCGUGCGUACGGUAGGGGGUACCGUGAGUGGCGGUACCUCGGUACUGUGUAACACUGAAAACUGAUUCAGCUCCAGCGGUACCUGGAUAGGACGGUAUGGGGUAUCGUGUAGGCGGUAUACCCUACCGUUUGGGCGGUAUUGGGUACCGCUAGGGGUACCGUGACUCUGUUCUGAUUUUUCCAAAAUUCCCUUAAUCCUUCGUGUUUGAGUUUAAAACCUUUUAGAUGUUUGAAAAUGUUUAUGGGAUGGUUUUAAACAUAUUUUGUGAGUGCUUUUGAGCUUGUGAAUAUAGGUAUAUAAAGUCAUAUCCUUACAUUGGUUUCUACCUAUAUUCUACGUUAGUUUAGUGUUUCGAUUUCAUUCUUGAGUACCGAAUUUUAAUGGAUUCUUUUUUUUCCUGAAACACUUAAACAAAUGUUAAGCUCUUAUAUUGUUUGUUAACAUUAAAACAUGAGGCUUAGCAAACCAAGGCUAACAACACAUAUGACUUAGGCUCAUUUAAAGAUGUUGAAUAGCAUAACUUUAAGCCUAUACUUUUUUUCUUACAUUUAAAAGAUGAUUUUUUCGAUCUUGCAUAUUGUUGUAUUAUUCUUUUAAUUCUCAGUAUGUGCUUAGUGAUCGUAUCAUCAUUUAUUUUUUAAUGAUAUGCACUUUUGAUUUAGUUUUCUGCUUGUAGAAUGUAUAUUACUCCGUACAUGAUAUGCCUUGAAGCUAACAGUUUAUGCCGCACAGAUCUAAUUUGAGUAAGUAAUGUUCUGUUCAAAGCGUACCUUUCAAGAGUAUCAGCACUUGCUUGAAAAUGAAGGCAGAGCUCCAAAUGACUUUACUAUACAUGAUAUAGAUGAAACUUAUAGUGAACAGGACAAUGAGUACAAUCAUGAUUAUGGAGAUGAUGAUGACUGUGAUGUCGUGUUUUAUUUGGAUCCAUCUCUUAUACCCGUACCUGAAGGGUUUAAUGAUGAUGAUGAAGUCUUGAACAUAUAUGCUCAAGGAAACAUGAGUAAGCUUAGGGGACGAAUUACUGUAAAAGUGGUGAUUGGCUUGGAUGCUGGAACUAGAAUUCUAGUACCAAUGAACAAGCUUUUACAGCCUGUUAAGAAAGCGGGAGAUCUGUUCAAUCGAUUUCUAGCUGACAUUGCAAAGCGUCCUCAAUUCUGUCCUAUAAGUUAUAGUGAUUGGUCUGUUGUGCCUACAUUAUAGACAAAUUGCAUAUUAGACUAUAUAAAGGUACAAAAUAGGAGGACUUAUAUAAUUUACCCAUUUCCAAGUCACGUGACAAUGAGCGUCUUGUACGUCUGAAAGAGGUGGAUGACGUUAUGUGGGCUGGAUUUGUGACAUUGUGUUUUUCAACAGAGUUUGAGAAAAAGUCUCAACAUGGGAAGAAUGCUAGAGGAGAACUAACACAUUCUCACACUAAUGGAUCUAAAAGUUUUGCAAUAUCAAUCGAUAAGUUUGAAAGGAAGCAUAAACGAAUGCUAGGGUCUAUCGAGCGGUUCAUACAAACACGUGAGAAGAAAGAUAAAACCUUUCAUGAUCCCAUCACAAUAGAGUUUGUGGCCACACUAAUUCCAUAAAUGAUGGUGAGUCUC
Cuscuta campestris is the source of this 2175-nucleotide messenger RNA. NCBI's taxonomy places the organism in Eukaryota, Viridiplantae, Streptophyta, Magnoliopsida, Solanales, Convolvulaceae. The record is from the annotation of a GenBank genome assembly.